Vigna unguiculata (cowpea) is the source of this 1038-nucleotide messenger RNA. RefSeq names its product pentatricopeptide repeat-containing protein At2g40240, mitochondrial-like. NCBI's taxonomy places the organism in Eukaryota, Viridiplantae, Streptophyta, Magnoliopsida, Fabales, Fabaceae. Gene Ontology annotation, molecular function: protein binding. The record is from RefSeq and is a predicted model, not a curated record.
AUGUUGUUUUUCCGCAAAACCCCAAACAUAACUCUGAAAUCCCUCUCCUAUCUACGUCGUCGUUUCGCAACAACCCUAAUUACCAAACCCUUCCCCGACAAUCCCACCGUUGCAUACUACGAUGACCUCGCCGCCGACGCCUUCAGCUCCGGCGACUACAGUGCUCUCCGAGACGUCCUCAACAAGCGCGUCCAAGACGGCUUCAAAAACAGCAAACAUACCUUCAGUUUCAUAACUCACUCUAAUUGCUCUCCCUCCAUCAUCGAUAAGCUCGUAGAAACCGUCUCCCAUCUCAAUGGAGGUAUCACCCGCCGCAACGCGCUCGACUUGCUGGUCACGCGCCUCUGCAAGAUCCGACGCACGGAGGAGGCGCUUCGAGUGAUCGAGACAUUGGCGCGUGGUGGGGUCUGUGUACCAGCCGCGUGCACUUUCUACCCCAUCCUCAGCUUCCUCACAAGGGAGAAGUCCCUCGACCACGCGUGGCGCGUGGUGGAUGUAAUGGCUGAGUUCGGUAUUAGGCUGGACCUGAUAGGCUACAACCUUUUUCUGAAGGCUUACUGUUACGGCGGAGAGUUUGACGAGGCGGCCGGAGUUUUGAGGAAAAUGGAGGAAGAGGGUAUUGCGGCGGAUUCGCGUACGUUCGACGCGUUGGUGUUGGGCGCGUGUAGGGCGGGGAAGGUGGAUGGUGCAAUGGUGAUACUGAGGAGGAUGGUGGAUGAUGGAGUGUACAUGAUGUACUCAACGCACAUGUAUGUUAUUGGGGCCCUUUUGAGAAUGAAGUGCUAUGAAGAUGUUAUGAGGUAUGUGAGGAGUUUUGUUGGGAGGGAUAAAUUGUUGGAUGCUCAGCUUCUUGGUGUUUUGGCUAGCAAGUUGAUGAAUUUGAAGAAGGUUGAAGAAGCAAUGUCAAUUUUGGAGGAAAUGAAGCAAAGGGGUGUGCCAAUGGGUUAUAAACUCAGAGAUUUCUAUAAAACGAAUGCUGGAAAGGAAAAUGGUGCAAGGGUUGAUGCUGUAAUUGCAGAAGGAGGAAAUGGAGUGUAG